This is a messenger RNA of Eupeodes corollae, 1074 nucleotides long. Its product is annotated as putative nuclease HARBI1. Bases 88 to 1026 code for a protein of 312 amino acids. NCBI's taxonomy places the organism in Eukaryota, Metazoa, Arthropoda, Insecta, Diptera, Syrphidae. The transcript is spliced from 3 exons. The record is from RefSeq and is a predicted model, not a curated record.
GCGAAUGUGAGAAGAGUAAAACGCAUUCAAUUCAGAAUAAAUCAUUUCAAUUAUUGGGACGAUAUAGAAUUCUUCGACAGAUUUCGAAUGUCGAAGAAUUCAGCCUACAUUGUUUUGGAGCAAAUCCGAUCCCAAAUUGAAAAUGCAACUAAAUGGAACCAUUCAAUAUCUGCCGAAACCAAGCUUUUAUUAACCUUGCGCUUGUAUGCCAGUGGAUCACUCCUCAUAACUGCGGGAGACUUUUGUGGUGUUUCUAAAUCAUCCGCUACCAGAAUUUGUAAGAUAGUCUCUCAUCAUAUUGCUCGACUUCAAGAGAAAUACAUAAAGUUCCCUGCGACACCUGAGGAAAAGUUUGAAGUUGUAAAUGGAUUUUACCAAUUUGCAAGGUUAUCUCGCCUUAUAGCUGCUUUAGAUUGUACACAUGUACGGAUUCAUUCCCCAGGAGGUGCGAAUGGCGAAAUAUUUCAGAAUCGAAAAGGCUAUUUUUCUUUCAACGUGCAGACCAUGUGUGACUCAAAAUUAAAAAUAAUGGACAUCGUUGCAAGGUGGCCUGGAUCGAGUCAUGAUUCCACAAUUUUUAAUAAUUCUAGAAUCUGUGCUAGAUUUGAAAAUGGAGAUUUUGGAAACCAUCUCAUAGUUGCUGACAGUGGCUACCAAUGCAGGCGCUAUAUGAUGACCCCAUUACGUAAUUGUAACAAUCCUCAAGAAACAUUGUAUAACGAAUCUCAGAUUAGAACAAGAAAUUGUGUUGAACGCUCGUAUGGAGUAUGGAAAAGAAGGUUUCCUAUAUUAUCAACAGGAAUAAAAGUAAAACUAACAACAAUUCAGAGCAUCAUUGUUGCAACAGCUGUUCUGCACAACAUUUGCUGUAAAAAUAACGAAGCUGAUCCUCCAGCGGCGGACAAUUCAAUUAAUGAAGCAAUGAAUAAUGGCUAUGAUAGUGAAAGAACUUCGAACUCUCAAAAUGAAAAUACAUCUGUGCGAAGUUCGCUUGUUAAUGACUAUUUCCGAAGUCUUUUAGGUUAAUAAGAUACGAUUUUUUCAUUUUAACAAAUAUCAAAUUUAUUGAAAAAA